Nilaparvata lugens (brown planthopper) is the source of this 4994-nucleotide messenger RNA. RefSeq names its product caspase-1. Bases 199 to 2076 code for a protein of 625 amino acids. Lineage: Eukaryota; Metazoa; Arthropoda; Insecta; Hemiptera; Delphacidae. The record is from RefSeq and is a predicted model, not a curated record. The transcript has 9 exons. Gene Ontology annotation, biological process: proteolysis. Gene Ontology annotation, molecular function: cysteine-type endopeptidase activity.
UUGUCUGUAUAUUUCUGUUGUUUACGAUAGACGCUUGUAAACAGUGGAGUAGAUUAGUGCCUGAUUUUUUACUAAGUAGUCUGGUUUUUUUGUGAUUAUAAGUUUAUGUUUACUAAAUAUUCUGUUGUGUUUUUAAAUAACUAAUCUUUUGUUCACACAAUAUGCCUUGAUCAAGGGGAUGGAUCCUGAGGACACUUGAUGUACAGCCAAGGCGAGGAACGGAGGAUCACGAGGAAAAGGAGAAGGAAGAAGAAAAAGAGGAAAGACACGACUGAAACAGGAUCGAUAGACUUGGAUCUUGAAUCGAUUUCGUGUGAUAUGGAAUGCAAAACUGAGAGUAUCGUUUGCAGCAACUCAAACCGGAAUCUGGACGAUAUACUUCAGGUAUGGAAGGAUGCGUGUAAUUGCCAAAACACGGUUCUCUACGAGGAGAGAAUUGAACAAUUGCUGGAAACAAUUGAAGUGUUGAAAGAGGACAUCGCAGUGGCCAAGUCUCAUAACAGCAAGUUGAUGAAAGAGAACGAUUCCUUGAAAUUGCAUAUGAAAAGGCUGGCCAAGAGACUGCGCCAUAUGGAAGGACACCACAAACAUUCGGGACUUUCUUCACAAUCUGAAGAGGAAAACACGUUGACGAUCAAAACUCAAGACUCUUCUGACCUAGAACUACACACCUGGAUAUUCCCCACAGAACAGUGGCUGAACUUUGUCUCAGAUGCUAUGAAUCCGUCAACCGACUCUGACAACUUUGAGAUGUCUGUCGGCAGCAAGGAGCAAUCGGCGAUGGAGCGAGUGGAGGAGAGUGACAACUCUGGCCUCCUCUUCGAGGGAGACGACGAGGUGUUCGACGAGGCUGAGGACUUCCCUCGCCAGCCGCGGACGCCCAGGGUGCGACGCAUAUCCGACGUCAUCGACUCGAUCGGAGAGAGUCCGUCGCAUCUCACCAAAGACAGGACAUACACGUUUCCUACCAUCGAAACUUCUUCGACUUACUACUCGGCCAUGACUGAGUUUAAAUUGCAGAGUCCGCCGAAGGGCCGACCCAGGUCGACAGUGACCGACGGUCUGAUGUCGCCGCCGCAGACUCCCGGCUCCGAUCCGGGCUACAUGAGCACUGGCACCCCGACCACCCCCUCCACUCUGUAUCUGCGCCGCAAGGCGUUUCGCUUCAGUGCGUCCAGUGUGGACAUGGCCGGAUCGCCGCCUCGUCACUGGGACGCCACGCAGAUCGACGCCAAGGCGUUUGCCAACCAAACACAGUAUGAACAGCCAAGUGUUGUUGUGAAGACCACCACUGCCCCAAUGGCCGCCGAGAAGUGCGCCAGAGUGUACAACAUGAACCACAAGAAGAGAGGCCGCACUCUCAUAUUCAACCACGAGGAGUUCACCGACAUGCCGGCACGCGAUGGAUCCGGCAUCGACGUCAAGAGACUGGAAUGCGCAUUCAAAAGUCUCGACUUUGAAGUCGAUGUCUAUCAAGAUCUCAAGGUCGAGAAGCUCAAGGAAGUUAUCAACGAAGUGUCACUAGGAGACCAUAAGGACGAGGACUGUCUAGUGGUGAUUGUGCUGACCCAUGGUCUGGGCAACGGAAUGCUCUUCGCCAGAGACUAUGCCUACCCGGUUGAACACCUGUGGGCUCCUUUUGCAGGCGAUAAAUGCCUCAGUCUCGCUGGAAAACCCAAACUGUUCUUUAUUCAGGCCUGUCGCGGUGAAAAACUUGAUGGAGGUCUCACCCUUGUGAAUUGUACACAAACUGAUAACAACCUCUCGAGCUACAAAAUACCAUCAAUGGCUGAUUUUCUCCUGGCUUUCAGCACUUUUGAAGGACAUUACUCAUGGCGAAACCCGGAGAAAGGCACCUGGUUCAUCCAGGCCCUGUGUGAGGUGCUGGAGGAGGAAGGCACGAAAAGCAGUCUGCAGGAGAUCCUGCUGGAAGUGUCGCGUCGCGUCGCCACCAAUCACGAGAGCUACAACGACAUGAUCGCCUGGCAACACCAGAAGAAGCAGGUGCCUCAGAUCAACUCCACCCUCUUGCGUCAGGUCUACUUCAACCCGAAACAGACCUUCAACGAAGAUUAGAGGUUACUGCCUUUAGGUUAAUUUCACAACAGUUUUGAGAACGAGUCUGUUCAGAAGCCCAGACUACUCUGCAGCCAACGAUUGAAUAGCAGUGCUCAAAAGCGUAACCAAGUUAUAGCAUUUCCGAAAAGCCGUUCUCGUUUACAAUCAAUAUACUACUAUCAACUGUUGUUAUGCUAGCAUUUUUGUAUAAUCUUCCUUAGUUGAAUUUGCAUUUAUGGAAUAUUUUUAACCACUAAGUAGAACUCGUAUUCUUAUAUAAAUAUUUUUUAUCUUAUGAAAUAUAUAUUCUAGUUUUAAGUGUAUAAUCAAGUUUAUAUUUUGAUUAUAAUUAGCGGUAUGGCAUAUAAUAUAACCAGCCACAUGUAUUUAGCUUCAACAUGAAGCGAGUUUGCAUGUUAGAUAAAAUUGUAGUGUUUUUCUAUACUGGAAGCUAGCUAGUUAUAUAAAUAGUAGUGUUAUCUAGGGCAAACACUGCCAAAAACUGUAAACAGUUGUCAUUUCCUCGGAAUUGAAUGAAGAUGUAAACUCAGUAUUAGAUCUGCACUGUCACUCGAUGUAGUAUUUGAGCCUUGUAGACUUCACAUCUUCAAUUGGAGAUACAUUUUGUGUGUUGAAAUCAUAACAGUUGUUUUAAUUCUUACUCAUGAUAAAUUUUUAAUUGGAGAUAAAUUUUGUGUGUUGAAUUAAUAACAAUUAUUUUUACUCAUGAUAGAAUUAGGCCCGGUUGCACAACAGCCGGUGAAAUUUUAACUGUGAUUAAUUCACAAGAUCCAAUCAGAGAAGGCAUUUUUGUAAAGACGGCUUCUCUUAUUGGCUCUCGUGGAAUCAAUUAAUCACGGCUAAAAUUUAACCGGCUGUUGUGUAACCUACAUUUAAUCUUGUAAAAAGUUAUCGGUCAUACCAAAUCUGUAUGAAAUUAGUGAGACUAAAUCAUUUUUCCAACUGGAUUUUGAACAUUUACAUGGCAUCAUGUAGUUUUUUGAUGUAAUUAAUUCAGUGUGAUUGACAAAUUAUAAUUUGAUUCUUUUAAAACAGCAUCACUAUAUCCAACAUAGGCAUUUAUCAUAAUAUUGCGCAAUUUGAUAAAUUUUGGGAAUACAUUUCUAAACAUCACAAUAUAGGUCAUAUUGAAUGACUGCUGUGAUGUAUUGAAUGUAGUUUGCCAAAUAUAUAUUAAAAUUGUAUAUUGAUGCCAAACUAGUUGUCCCGGUAAUGGAUAAUACCAUAGCCACCUCUAAUACACCUGUAUUAUAGGUGGCUAUGAUAGUUGCACAAGAGCAUGUUAAAUUUUAACCGUGAUUAAAUGCCAUAAAAAUCAAUUAGAAAAACUUUCUUUACAGAAAAGCUUCCUCUGAUUCGUUCUCGAGGCAUUUAAUCAUGAUUAAAUUCAACAGGCUCUUGUGCAACUGGGCCAAACUCUGUGUUUAGUAGACAUACUUUGAUUUUACUGAACUUCAUUCAAUUCCGAAAAUUCAUUAAAUGUUAAUUUCAACGUAAAGACCAAUUUUUUCUAUGUUUUUGUGUUAUUUUAUCCUAUAGAUUUUUAAUGUCUGUAUCGCUUGAAAAAUAUUAGAAGUAUUUGUAAAGAGAAGGAAGAUUUUGCAAUAGAAAUCUGCCCCAAGUCUUUCAAAGAAGUGUCUUGUUCCUUUACAUAAUAAUAUUGUAAUAUUACUGAAAUAGUUUUAGCGAUAUUUGAACAACCAAGAAGAGGGUUGUAAUGAAUAAAUACAUUUUUGAAAAUAUUUGUUAUUCAAACAUCUGAUCUCUUUUUUACUAGUUUUAUAUUGACGUUGCUGUGAUUUGAAAAUGUUAUGACAGUUUUGUCAAAAUGUACAGUCAUGUGAGUGUUUAUACAGUUAUGUUUCAUUAAGGGUGGCUUUUCAGAUCUCUCUCUUUUAUUAAUUUUUCUUGAAGAUUUUUUGUGUAUUUCUUGUACUGGUGAUUGACAUUGUACACCCAUCACAUGAUCCCAUUCAUCAAUAUUUAAAAUGGUUUAUUUAGAUGUAAAAAAUUGUCUUUCAUUACAUCAUAAAAGUUUAAUAUACUCUACAACGGAAAACUAUUUGCUGAACUAAUUAGAACAUGUAUUGAGGCAUGAUAAACUAGGUAAAUUGUUGGCCCUUAUAUGCGAUUUCCCAACAAUGUUUGUCUAAUCACCCAUAAACAUUAAUUUAUUUAUUCAUUCCUCAAUUAAAACAAAGGAAAGUCAUAUCUAAACAAGAUUUUACGCUCCAUUAGGUGUUAGACAAACUAAAUUAUUCUCAACUAUAAAAACUCACUAUCACCCUUUUAUUAUAUUUUAUAUCAAACCAAUAAAUUUAUAUAAUUAAACAUUCAAGUAACCUUAUAUUAAAAUAUUUAAUCAUCAAAUAUUCUUGAUAUUACACUUUAUAGGUGUCUAGGAAAACUAGAACUCACCUUAUUGUGUCCCCUAUUAUAUUUAUUGCAAACGUAUUUAUUUUAUUUAUAACCUUAUUGUUGUAAUCCCCUUAUUAUUUUUCCUUUUCAAAGGAUAGAUAUUCUCCUGAUACAUCUUUGCCAGAUGUCUCAUAAUAAAACUUGAAAAUGUCACUUGUGUUUAUCUACAAAGUUUUAUGAGAAUCUGUUGGUAAGGUGUAGCUAGUAUGUUACACCAUAGACAAAUAAUAAUAGAAUGGUAUCUUGCAUUUUUAACGAUAUCUUUUCUCUAUGGUUACCCCAACUCUGCUCAUGAUUGUUGUAUCUUAUCCCCAUCUCUGGGAUGUAUCCUAUUGAAUAUAUGAAUGAAAUAUUUUCAGUAGCCAAGCUCUGCUCAGAAAUUGUUAUUUCCAAUUCAUUAGAAUUUAUUGCUUCUUUGAGAGAAAAAACUCCACCAAUUUGUCGUUUUUCUUUAUAUAUUGGAUAAAUAUUAUUUUGAGUGUUAUAUCUCAAUUUAG